Rana temporaria (common frog) is the source of this 6957-nucleotide messenger RNA. RefSeq names its product protein kinase C alpha (gene PRKCA). Gene Ontology annotation, molecular function: diacylglycerol-dependent serine/threonine kinase activity; ATP binding; zinc ion binding. The record is from RefSeq and is a predicted model, not a curated record. NCBI's taxonomy places the organism in Eukaryota, Metazoa, Chordata, Amphibia, Anura, Ranidae. Gene Ontology annotation, biological process: protein phosphorylation.
GAGGCGGGCUGGCGGGUGUCAGGACGGAGCCGGGUGUCAGUGUGAGGAGGACGGAGCCCGGACAUGGCCGAUGUCUUCCCGAGCGGUGAGUCCGGAUCUAUCAUCCAUGACGGGGCCCAGAGGUUCGCCCGGAAAGGGGCGCUCCGCCAGAAGAACGUCCAUGAGGUGAAGAACCACAAAUUUAUCGCCCGGUUCUUCAAGCAGCCGACCUUCUGUUCCCAUUGUACCGACUUUAUAUGGGGUUUCGGGAAACAAGGAUUCCAGUGUCAAGUUUGCUGUUUUGUGGUGCACAAGCGCUGCCAUGAAUUCGUCACGUUCACCUGUCCCGGGGGGGACAAGGGCCCCGACACAGACGACCCCCGCAGUAAGCACAAGUUUAAGAUUCACACCUACGGGAGCCCCACCUUCUGCGACCACUGCGGAUCGCUGCUCUACGGGUUAAUACACCAAGGAAUGAAGUGCGACACCUGUGAUAUGAAUGUACAUAAAAUCUGCGUCGUCAACGUGCCCAGUCUAUGUGGGAUGGACCAUACGGAGAAGAGGGGGCGGAUCUUCCUGAAGGCCGAGGUCAUCAGAGACGUCCUCAAUGUCGCCGAUCAUCGCUUACCAGCCGUAUGGGAAGUCUGUGGAUUGGUGGGCCUACGGGGUCUUGCUCUACGAGAUGCUGGCCGGACAGCCGCCGUUCGAUGGCGAAGAUGAGGACGAGCUUUUCCAGUCGAUUAUGGAGCACAACGUGUCGUACCCGAAAUCCAUGUCUAAGGAGGCCGUGUCCAUAUGCAAGGGGCUGAUGACGAAACACCCGGUGAAGCGGCUGGGCUGCGGGCCGGAGGGGGAGAGGGACAUUCGGGAACACGCCUUCUUCAGGAGGAUCGACUGGGAGAAGCUGGCAGGCAGAGAGAUCCAGCCACCGUUCAAACCCAAAGUGUGUGGCAAAGGAGCCGAAAACUUUGACAAAUUCUUCACAAGGGGACAACCCGUGCUGACACCUCCCGACCAGCUGGUCAUCGCCAACAUCGAUCAAGCCGACUUCGAAGGCUUCUCCUACAUCAACCUGCAGUUCGUACAUCCCAGCCUGCUGAGUGUAGCUUGAUGACAGAGAACUCUGAAUGGGACCUUUUCCGGGGGCAUGAAGUCUUAACCCUACAAUUUUAAGGUCACGGCUUUUUAAAAAAAGGAAAAAAAAAACGAUGACACAGAAAAAUAGGCACCUGUAAAUUCUAGGGUUAAUAUUGUUGAAGGGGUUAAACAAAAAUCUUGUUCUAUUAUUGAAAUGGUAGAGGUUGUCCGGUGAGAAGAACCCUGGACCCGCGCCUCUUCAUACGGUAAAAACUCAGUGAGCGCAGUUCCUCUCGCGGGCUCCGUAACUAGCGUACAAAACACUAUAUUUGAAUAUCGCGUUCGGCUAGAAGAAGGAAAGAAAUGUUGAGUAAGACCAAAUUAUUAUUAUUAUUUUUUUUUUUUUUUAAAUAAAAUGGUCAGUGGUCUUCCUACUAUUUUACGGGUCAGUAGGUCGUUUCCUGAGGACACAAAUCUUAUCUUACAUCUAUAUUGCCAUAUGAGAUGCAGAGUUAAAGGUACGUAGUAAUGCUCUGAACUUGGUCUGGGACCAGAUUCAAGGUUCCUAGGCAGGCCAAAUUCCUUGUUGCCAUGUAGAACACACACACAUAUCGAUAUAAAGCCAACAGUAGUAAGUACAGCAGCCGUUGUGGAGUCUAGAAGUUGAGAUACAUCGACGACGUUUUUUUUUUUUUUUUAUAUUUUUUCUUAUGGUUGACGUGUGUUGGCACUAGUUUGGCAUAUCUUAUAUGAAGGUACUCAAUGGAGCGUUCUUGACUCAGAAUGCCAUAACAUGCCUUUCUAGCAAAUGGGCGAGGGGGCUAUCCAGGAAAAGUCUUAUUAAUCGAAUCUUAAUAAUUAAUACUUAAUCACCUUACAGAACAAUGGAAUCCAAACGGAUUGAAGAGAAGGGUUCUUUUGUUUUUUGUUUGUUUGUUUUUUUGCCAUAUAUAUAUACGUCAUGCAAUGAUUUUUUUUGCAUGUUUAUAUAAUGUAUUCUUAAUUGAUUCUGUGAUAAAUUUAGCUGAAUCUCCAUUAAGAGUAUUAAUGAGAAAUUUUUAUAUAAAAAAAAAGAAAAGAAUCAUGCUAUAUUUGUGAAGGUUUUUUUUUUUUCUCCUUUUUUUCUUCUUUUUUUCUUUAUGCUCGUUUUUGGGCUGUUAACUUUUGUUAGAUUUUAGGCUAAUGCUCAUUGCAUUUUUAUUUUUCAUAACGUCUGUGGAAUAGGGUCUAUGUAUUUUCUAUACUUACUCUGAGCACCCCCCCCCCCCCCCCAUCUUGAUGCCAGAGUCUCCAUUCUAUCCAUUUUCUUUGUCCUCGACCCCCCCCCCCCCCCCUUCCCUAUCCUGUUUUCAGAAUGUACUAUGAAUCUAUUAUAUUUGUAUCAAGGUAUUCCUCACCUUAAAGUCGGCACCCGUUGGCUUCACCCCCCCCCCCCCCUCUCCCCGCGUUCCCUGUCGGUAAAAUUCUGUUUUCCCUUCCGGUUGCAUGUCGUCGGCGAGUGCAUGCGAUGCGUUGAACUGGUGCAUGCCGAAAGGUUUGCGGAUUGGCUUUUUUUUUUUUUUUGCAUGUUGAUUUUCAUGGGAACUCCGCCUGUAUUCCAUAGGAUCAAAAAAAGUUGAGAUAUUGAGUCUUUUCUUUUUCUUUUUUGAUUUUGGAUCUUUUUGCAGUAAAGAAAAAAUUAAAGUUGUGUUGAGAUUUGUGCCAAAAAAUGAAAUUUUCUUUGCAAGCAUUGCUUGAAGAUGCAGUUCUACCCCAUCGCGCCAUAUGGUGGACUUCAGACGUAUUUUUUUUUCCCCUUCCCCCCUUUUUGUUCUUAACCCCUUGGCGCUGGCUGCAUGCAAAAUAAGUCGGCCUCUCGGCGUGUGAGCCUUGGCGCCAGCUGCGUGCAAAAUUGGCGGCCUCUCGGCGGGUGGGCCUUGGCACCGGCUUCAUGCAAAAUUGGUGGGUUGGCCUUGGCGUCGGCUGCAUGCAAAAUAGGCAGCCUCUCGGCGGGUGGGCCUUGGUGCCAGCUGCGUGCAAAAUUGGCGGCCUCUCGGCGUGUGAGCCUUGGUGCCAGCUGCGUGCAAAAUUGGCAGGUUGGCGUCGGCUGCAUGCAAAAUAGGCAGCCUCUCGGCGGGUGGGCCUUGGCACCACUCGCAUGCAAAUAUGCAGUCUCUUGGUAGGUGGCCAUCGGGCCGCCCGCAUGAAAAUAUGCAGUCUUUCGGCCGGUGGGCCUUUGCACAAAGCAGGCCUGUAUUCGCGUAAAUUGAUGUAAAUACAGCCGAGAGUGCGCUUCCAGUGUCCUGACGAUAAAUGCCCCUUGUCGAAUAAUGCCCGCCCAGUACUGCGCAUGUGCAGCGCUUUUGCGCAGUACGGAGCCGCCGAAAAGCCUCUGAACAUCCAAAUUGACGAUCAGCUGUAGACGGUGCCUGCGCACUAUAGUCGACAUACUGCCAGGCGCUCCUUAUGCUUGUACCAGUCUACAAAGGGCGGAUUUGUUCAUGAUGGACGCGUGUGAGGGGGGGAUGCCUACAGAAGGGGGCGUCAUUUCUAAUGAUGAAUAGUUCUGAUAAGAUCGGCCCCCGAAUUUUAUAAUAAACUCAAACACAUCUCCUAAAAAAAUAUAUAUCUCUGCUAUACUUUGUGACCAAUCUUUCACAACCAAUAGCACUGCCCAUCAUUACAAAAUACACCCCCCCAUUCUGUAGGCAUCCGGCCCUCGCAUGCGCCCUUAAGUACAAAUCCGCCCCUUGUAGACUUGCACGAGCAUCGGCAGCGCGUGGCAAUAUGUCGACUAUAGUGCGCCGGUGCCGUCUACAGCUGAUCGUCGAUUCCGAGGUUCGGAGACUUUCGGCGGCUCCGUACGACGCAAGCGCUGCCCAUGCGGGCAUUAUUUCGACAGGGGGCAUUUCUCGUCAGAACACCGGCACAGUUACCGGCGGCUAAUGAAAAAUUCCCGAACGCUACUUGUGGUCACGUGAUCAUAAACCCCACCCCCCUACCAUCCUAAACCUAUUAAAGGGCCGGGAGGCGCCAAGGGGUUAAAUCAUUAUUGGUAGUCGCCUUUAGACCAGAGAGAUUUUUUUUUUUUUUACCUUUCGGUUUUUAUACCAGGCGGCCAACCUUAAACGUUAUUGAAAUGUUUGUGCCACGUUUUGAUGUAUCUGCUCCAUGCAGGUCACCUGGACACUGCCAGCCCUUGUGGGUACCAAUGGGCAUUCUCUGCCAGACGUCCUGCUUGAUUAGGACCUUUAAGGCUGAUGGAGAUGAUGAGAAAAUGCCUGUUUUUGUUGUGUCCAGUUCUGCCAAAUAAAAUAUAUCUUUUGUUUUUUCCAAAACUCACGAAGCUCAAAAAACUAUAUAAAAAUUUAGCAAAGUAUAUUUAUAUAUAAUAAUAAUAAUAAUAAUAUAUAAUAUUGAAGAAAAAUCAGUUUUUAAAGAUUUUUUUGUAAAUUUUUGGUUUUAUAAGAGACAAAAAAAAAAUGAGUGAAACCUCUGCAGUGUUUUUCAAUUCUGACUAUUCAGUAUGGAUGGGCCCCGGGCUCCGUCACGAGCAAAAGUUUUUAUAUAUAAAACCCCACGGCCAUUUUCAUCACAAUAAACUGGGGACUGAAGAAUUGAUCUAGGGCCAGGGGUCUCCAAACUUUGACCCGCGGGUCACCUCAAGAUUUUAUCUGGCCCCACAGCUGGGUUCAGUGGUGUGUCUUUGGGGUCCAUGCACACAAGUGUUUAGGUGCAUUGACCUAAAAUACUAGAAAAAAUUUACUUAAAAAGGCUGGACGUGCCCAAGCGCCACGUUUAGGCGUGUCAAGAUGUUUUAUUUUAUAUUUUUUCAGCCUGUAAACGCUCCUCUACAAAUGUGCCUGGAUAGAUAGGCCAGACACUUCACUUCUACAGCCUAAAAGAAAAUAAAAAAGGCCAAAAGAUGAGCCACAUUUUUUAUGUCCAGUGUACAUGAGGCUGCCUGUGGCGUCCUCUUCAAUUCCCCUCCAUCAUGUAACGGGGAACUCUGAGGACCCUGAUGUAAGGGGGGGUCUCUGAUGGGGGACCCUUAUGUAAGGCAGGGCUCAUGUAGGGUCCCUGAUGUAAGGGGGGUCUCUGACGAGGACAAGGAUGUAAGGGGGUUGCUGAUGGGGGACCCUGAUGUAACGGAGGGCUCAUGUAGGGUCCCUGAUGUAAGGGCGGUCUUUGACGGGGACAAGGGUGUAAGGGGGUUGGUGAUGGGAGACUCUGAUGUAAUGGAGGGCUCAUGUAAGGUCCCUGAUGUAAGGGGGGUCUCUGACGGGGAUUGGUGAUAGGGGACCCUGAUGUAAGAGAGGUCUCAUGUAGGGUCCCUGAUGUAAGAGGGGGUCUCUGACGGAGACAAGGAUGUAAGGGGGUUGGUGAUGGGAGACCCUGAUGUAACGGAGGGCUCAUGUAGGGUCCCUGAUGUAAGAGGGGGUCUCUGACGGGGACAAGGAUGUAGGGGCAUUGAUGAUGGGGACCCUCAUGUAAGGUAGGGCACAUAUAGGGUUUCUGUUGGGGACAAGGAUGUAAGAGUGUUGGUGAUGGGCCCAUAUAGGGUCUCUGAUGGGGACAAGGUUGUAAGGGGGUUGGUGAUAGGGGCCCUGAUGUAAGGGUGGACACAUACAGGGUCUAUGAUGGUGGCAAGGAUGUAGGGGCAUUGAUGAUGGGGACCCUCAUGUAAGGUAGGGCACAUAUAGGGUCUCUGUUGGGGACAAGGAUGUAAGAGUGCUGGUGAUGGGCUCAUAUAGGGUCUCUGAUGGGGACAAGGUUGUAAGAGUGCUGGUGAUGGGCUCAUAUAGGGUCUCUGAUGGGGACAAGGUUGUAAGGGGGUUGGUCAAGGGGACCCUGAUGUAAGGGAGGGCUCAUAUAGGGUCUUUGAUGGGGACAAGGUUGUAAGGGGGUUUGUGAUGGAGACCCUGAUGUAAAGGGGGGGGCUCAUAUAGGUUCUUUGAUUGAGACCCUCAUGUAAGGAAGGGCACAUGUAGGGUCUCUGAUGGGGAGAAGGAUGUAAGGGGGAUGCUGAUGGAGACCCUGAUGAGGAAACUGAUGUAAGGGGAACUCUGUCAGAGGCCCUGAUAUAAGGGAGCACCUCAUUGGGAAUAAGAUAUUCGGGGGACCCCAAAGGGGACAUUUUUUCAGCCCAUGAGUAUAUGUAAAAUAUACAACGUGACCCUCGUACUGAAAAGUUUGGAGACCCCUGAACCCCAGGGGAUAAUAUAUUUGACAAUAAUUCCACUCCUCCUGUCUUGAUAACGGAAAAGUAUUUUGUCCAAAUUUUUUACCCGAUUCUGAACUCUCCACAAUUCCAGCCAUGGUAUUCGCCAUAACUCAAGUAUUCGCUGGAUUUCCAGUAUAUGUAAACCUAUCUACGCCUAGAAUUCGUUCCCGUGUCCUCUCAUCUGUGGGCAUUGGGUUGAAGAACACUCAGGAUCCGCUUGACAUAUAUCCAUAAUGAAAUGUACAGCCUGACGUAUAUACAGAGAUCGAAGGUACAAUGUACAGCUCCUAGGAUUAUCAAUGUAGUUGAUUAGGAGAACGUUUAUCGCGGCCAUAUCUGUUCAUUAUUAACCUUUUAUAAUGCAUGUUAGGCCUUCAUAAUCCGUCCAGUGAGAAGAAUUUGCUAAUACGAGUUACGAAACCAAACUAGUUUUACUGCAUAAAGUGAUUAAAAUAAAACAACAAAUAACCUAAACUGAUGUGUGAUGUACGUGUUGCGUGUAAUAACACUGUAUGGGCGGGACUGUCUGUGGGGGGAUUCAGGCGAAUUCUGUUCCCUCCUCGUAUUCUGUUGAUUUCUAAAUGGUACUAUGCACACAGAGACUGUUCCGAGGGGCUGGUCUGGAGCGCCAAAUUACAACCUUGUUCUGAUUCUGUUGUUUUCGGAUGUUUAUAUUAAAGCAAAAAGGAAAAAAAGUA